Molecule: messenger RNA, 2223 nt
Organism: Trichomycterus rosablanca
Lineage: Eukaryota; Metazoa; Chordata; Actinopteri; Siluriformes; Trichomycteridae
Product: zinc finger protein 271-like
Exons: 5
Biological process (GO): regulation of DNA-templated transcription
Molecular function (GO): RNA polymerase II cis-regulatory region sequence-specific DNA binding; DNA-binding transcription factor activity, RNA polymerase II-specific
Source: RefSeq, a predicted model, not a curated record
CCGUAUCACUGCUCAGAGUGUGGGAAGAGUUUUACUAUGCAGAGUAAUCUCCAACGACACCAGCGCAUUCUUACAGGAGAGAAGCCGUAUCACUGUUCAGAGUGUGGGAAGAGUUUUACUACGCAGAGUAAUCUCCAACGACACCAGCGCAUUCAUACAGGAGAGAAACCGUAUCACUGCUUGGAGUGUGGGAAGAGUUUUGCUUACAGUAAUGCUCUUAAAGUACACCAGCGUAUUCACACAGGAGAGAAACCAUAUUACUGCUCAGAGUGUGGAAAGAGUUUUGCUCAACAGGUUAACCUCCAACAACACCAGCGUAUUCACACAGGAGAGAAACCAUAUCACUGCUCAGAGUGUGGAAAGAGUUUUGCUGAACAUAGUACCCUUCAAAACCACCAGCGUAUUCACACAGGAGAGAAACCAUAUAACUGCACUGAGUGUGGAAAGAGUUUUACUCAAAGUAGUGCCUUUAAAGUACACCAGCGUAUUCACACAGGAGAGAAACCGUAUUACUGCUCAGAGUGUGGAAAGAUUUUUGCUAAUGAAAAGAAUCUCAAACAACACCAGCGCAUUCACACUGGAGAGAAACCAUAUCAGUGUUCACACUGUGGAAAAAGUUUUAUUCAACAGAUUAAUCUCAAAAUACACCAGCGCAUUCACACUGGAGAGAAACCGUAUCAGUGCUCACAGUGUGGAAAGAGUUUUAAUAGACAGAGUGAUCUCAAAACACACCAGCGCAUUCACACUGGAGAUAAACCGUAUCAGUGCUCACAGUGUGGGAAGAGUUUUAAUCAACAGAGUUCUCUCAAAAGACACCAGCGCAUUCACACUGGAGAGAAACCGUUUCAGUGCUCACAGUGUGGGAAGAGUUUUAAUGCAAAGAGUGAGCUCAAAAUACACUUGCACAUUCAUAGUGGAGAGAAACCAUAUCAGUGCUCACAGUGUGGGAAGAGUUUUAAUACACAGAGUAAUCUCAAAAUACACCAGCGCAUUCACAUUGGAGAGAAACCGUAUCAGUGCUCACAAUGUGGAAAAAGUUUUAUUCAACAGAGUCAUCUCAAAAAACACCAGCACAUUCACACUGGAGAGAAACCGUAUCAGUGCUCACAGUGUGGAAAGAGUUUUAAUGGACAGAGUGAUCUCAAAACACACCAGCGCAUUCACACUGGAGAUAAACCGUAUCAGUGCUCACAGUGUGGGAAGAGUUUUAAUCAACAGAGUUCUCUCAAAAGACACCAGCGCAUUCACACUGGAGAGAAACCGUUUCAGUGCUCACAGUGUGUUAAGAGUUUUAAUGCAAAGAGUGAGCUUAAAAUACACUUGCGCAUACAUAGUGGAGAGAAACCAUAUCAGUGCUCACAGUGUGGGAAGAGUUUUAAUACACAGAGUAAUCUCAAAAAACACCAGCGCAUUCACACUGGAGAGAAACCAUAUCAGUGCUCUCAAUGUGGAAAGAGUUUUAAUCAACAGAGUGCUUUCACAUUCCACCAGCGUGUUCACACAGGACAGAAACCAUAUUACUGCUCAGAGUGUGGAAAGAGUUUUAUUCAAAGUAGUGACCUUAAAGUACACCAGCGUGUUCACACAGGAGAGAAACCGUAUCACUGCUCAGAGUGUGGGAGGAGUUUUGCUCAACAGGGUCACCUUCAAAAACACCAGUGUGUUCACACAGGAGAGAAACCAUAUUACUGCUCAGAGUGUGGAAAGAGUUUUGCUCAACAUGGCACCCUUCAAAAACACCAGCGUAUUCACAUAGGAGAGAAACCAUAUCACUGCUCAUAUAUGGUAGCAUUGUUAGGGGGUCUGCGGCGUCUGACGGACUUACCACCUGUCCUCGGCGUCGCAGACAUUACAGAACAAAGAGCAGCGUGGCUUCAUAUAGGAAGCCCGCUGAUUAGGGCGAACGACCGGCACCUGCGCGCUUACUAUAUAAGUGGGCGUCGCCAGUGUGCCGGCGUCGCACCUUUUGUUCUCAUGCCGGUGUUUGGCUGCAUUGCUCCAGCCGCUUUCUUUCCUUCAGAUUACUGUCGGCUAAAGCUAACGCCGGGGAUUCGCUUCCCCGUGCUUUAUAGCGCUUUCCGGCUCGGGGAUCUUUGUAGCGUCAUUGGCGCUUCCCGUCUGAGCCGCGCCUCCACCGGAGCGACCAGGGUUCGCGUCCGGAGUUCGCUACGUUAUUGCGAACUAGUUUUUUUGUAUACGGUCACUUCCCAGCUGCGCUGGUGA